GGUAAUCUUGCUUUCCGUGAUGUUACUACGAAAGGCUUCCGGACAGAAGCGAACAUCCGGCUAUACCCAGUCUCAGUAAUUCCGGAUUUUCCGUCCAAAAAAGAAUGGAGGCGCUUUUGGUCAACUCCUAUGGCUGUACCUGUGCGCAACCUCUGGUUUCGGGCACUUCACCAAAGCUAUCUUGCCGUGCUACCUUUCAUCGAAUCUGCCUCGGACAACUGUCCUUGUGCGUCCACGGAAUUGAUGAUCUUCUUCACUUCCUCGCCGAUUGUCCCAAAAAACGUCGCAUAUGGCGUUCUGUCUGGCGUGUUCUUCUGCUGCUGUUUGUUGCCGAUGCUCAAAUCCACGCCGCUAUCUUACAUCUACCAUUCCCACCGGAUCCACCGAGCACUCGUAGUCACAUUGUUUUCGAAGCAAUCCGUCAUGGCUUAUGGCGGGUUCACUGGGUCUUGGUUUUCGAUAACCGACCAUUUAUCAUUAACUCUUUAAUUCAAGCUAUCCACAAGACUAUAACCCGUAGAAUAGCGGAACAAAAUCUACCUAUGCUCUGUGUGUAAAUUUCCACUAUGCUUGUAUCUCCUCUCCACCUCUCAAUAUGACGUGGUUUGAAAUGAGAUUCGGACGCAGAGCACCUAAAAAAUACAUG
Molecule: messenger RNA, 646 nt
Organism: Zychaea mexicana
Lineage: Eukaryota; Fungi; Mucoromycota; Mucoromycetes; Mucorales; Lichtheimiaceae
Exons: 2
Coding region: 105-557 (150 amino acids)
Source: RefSeq, a predicted model, not a curated record